Entrophospora candida is the source of this 572-nucleotide messenger RNA. Lineage: Eukaryota; Fungi; Glomeromycota; Glomeromycetes; Entrophosporales; Entrophosporaceae. The record is from the annotation of a GenBank genome assembly.
AAAAUAGUAAUAACGAGGAGGUAAAAGAAAACCUUGAUAAUCUUAAUCAACAUUUAGGAGAUUUUCUUAAAGAAUCUCAGCCAACCUAUGAUCCAAAAUUAGAAAAAGAAGAUAAAGUGGAAGGUGAUGAUAACAAAUGGUCAUGGCCAUCAACGAAUUUAAAGGAAUUAUUACUUGCACCAACUAUAAAUCCAAAUAUAUUUUCUUCGCAAAUACCCAAAAUUAUUGAUCCAGAAAAAAGAGAAAUCCAAAAGAAAAAAAUUGAGCAGAUUUCAGCAGAUUAUUUUGAUCAAAAGAGAAUGAUACAUGAAGCGUCAUUGUUCAACUGUUCUGAGGUGCACUCACAAUUGCAAGAAUGUUUUGUUAAUGGAAGUUUUUUUGAUAAAAUUAGUCUUUGUACUGAAGCUAGAAGAAAAUUUUGGAAUUGCAUGAGUGAACAAAAGAAAACUCUUAAAAAAAUGAGAUAUAAAUCACCUGAAAAGACAGAUGAUGAAAAUGAUGAAAUAUUGUAUCAAGCAGAUCUUCAAUAUCGACAAAAAAUAUCUUCAAAUAAAGAAGAGGAAGAGAAAUAA